Paramecium primaurelia is the source of this 5337-nucleotide messenger RNA. NCBI's taxonomy places the organism in Eukaryota, Ciliophora, Oligohymenophorea, Peniculida, Parameciidae. The record is from the annotation of a GenBank genome assembly.
AUGGAUGAAGAUUAAAAAGAAUAAAGUAAUGAGAUUUAAAUGAAACGGGCAGAUUCUUAGUCAGGAGUACUAGAUAUGUAACCACCUUAGAUAGGUGUAGAAUAAACAGCUUAGCAAGUACAGGAGGCGGAUUAGGAAGAUGAUGAUUGUAAGUUUGAUUUUCUAUUUUUAAAUUAGAAGUUGUAUAGACUUAAGUUGUGUAGGGAGAUCAAUAGGUAGUUUAAAAGAAUGGAACUUAGAAUGGAGCCCAGAAUGGAAUGAAUUCUCAAUCUAAUAUUCAUUAAUCAGCAAUAAUAAAUAAACAUGUUUAGGACAUGUUGGAUUAAUCAGUUUAUUAAGUUCCAGGGUAAAUUGAAGAAGAUUAAGCAAAGGAGGAACCAGCUAAUCCUAUAUUAGAUUUAUUAGCUGAAGAUUACUACCCUCCAAAUGAUUGGCAGGCAGAAAAUUAAGAAUAGAUACAACCUUUGAUUCAUCCUGACACAAUUUAAUUCCAUGAUUGCUUUGGAAUGGAUUCAAAUAAGAAAAGCAAUUUAUGGUUGAUAGAUUCAUAAACUUUUGUGUAUGCAAGUAGUAUCAGUUACCAUUUUUAUAAUUUUGUAUAAGGAACAAAUGAGAUAUUUUUCAGUAGAGAUGGAGGUGGUAUUGGAAGUGUAGCAGUCCAUCCAUCAAGAAAAUAUUAUUCAGUGGCAGAGAAAGGAACAUUUCCUAAUGUUUACAUUUAUGAUGUGACUCAUAGAUUGUAUAGAAUAUUAAUGAAGGGAACUGAAAGAUCAUAUUCAAAUUCAAGUUUUUCUAAGGAUGGAGAUAAAUUUGCAACUGUAGGUUCUUCUCCUGAUUAUUAAAUCUGUAUUUGGGAUUGGAGAUAAGAGAAGAUUUUAUUGAAGGCUAAAGCAUUUUCAUAAGAAGUUUAUAAAGUAGGAUUUUCUGAAUAUAAUGUGAAUUAAUUGUCUACAAGUGGUAUGGGUCAUAUUAAAUUUUGGAAGGUGGCAGAAACAUUUACAGGACUUAAAUUAAAAGGUGAAAUUGCAAAGUUUGGUUAAGUUGAAUUAUCAGAUGUGUAUGCUUUUUACCCAUUUCCUGAUGGUAAAGUAUUGAGUGGAACUGAAUAUGGUCGUUUAAUUUUAUGGGAAGGUAAUGUAAUAAAAGUGGUUAUUGGAAUUUCUGAAGAGGAACCAUGUCAUAAAGGAGCUAUUGAAUCUAUAUUUUUAUAUAAGGAUUGUAUAAUAAGUGGUGGAAAAGAUGGAUUUCUACGAUCUUGGAAAUUAACAGAAUUGGAUCAAGCUGAAGGAGAUGAUUAACUCAAUUAUUUUACUUAACCUUUAAAAUCAUUAGAAUUGGUUGAUGAUGGAGAAAAUGCAUAAAUAAUUUAAGUAGUUACUGAUGAGCAUUUUUGGUUAGUUGGUGAUUAAGGAGGUAGAGUUUGGAGAGUUGAUUGGGAAACAGGAAAGAAGGAAAUAGUAUAUAGAAACAAUUCUGGUGCCUAUUUGGAUCUUGCACCUUCUCCUUAAUUAAAUGCUGCAAUAACUGUUGGUGAUGAUGGAGCAAUUACAUUGUGGGAUUAUGUUAAGAGUGAAUAAACAUACAAACGUAAAUUUGCUAAGAAAGCUACUUGUAUCUAAUGGAUGCCAUUUACUAUGACUAAUAAAGGUAGGGUAAUUGUUGUUGGAUAUAGUAAUGGUAUUGUUAGAUUUUUAUUACUCAAUUAGGAUAAUUUUAUUUUAUUAAAUGUUUAAAAAGUACAUCCAAAUCCUAUUUAAAAAAUAAUUGUAGCUAGUAAUACAAAUUAUGUAGCUGUUUUAUCAACAAAAGGUGAGAUCUUCUUUCUUAAAUAUUCUGAUUCCAAUAUUCAAGAUAUAUAAGCAUAUUGUUUAUGGGAAACAAAACUUAGUAUAAAUGAUUUUUGUUUUGAUAAAACUGGAACUAAAAUUUUAAUGGCAUGCAAAGAUGGUUAUCUUUAUGAAGCUGCAGUACCAAAUGAUGUUGAUAAUAGUGAAAAUUACCUAUAAGAAUUUAAUGCUAAUAAAUAUUUAGUUAGAAUGAUGGAAUCUUAAAAACCUAAAAAAGAGGAUCUUGAUUUAUAAUUUUUAAUGAAAUUAAAGGAUGAUAAAAUGCCAGAUGUAGAGUGGGAUCCUGCUAGUGUAAUGAAUGUUGCAUAUUAUGGAGAUAAGGUAUUUUGUACUGCAGAAGGAAAAUACUUAGGUUGUUGUUAUAUUAUCGAUCUUAAUAAAGAUAGACCAAUAGAAAUGAUUCCAAUAUAAAAAAUGUAGACUUUUCAUUUGGAUUAUAAAGAUGAUGUAUUGACAAUAGGAUAUAAAAAUGGAUAAUGGGAUGUUCGUCAUAAAACAGAUUUUAAUAAAUAGAUUAAUAAAUAAUCUCAUGAUAUGGAUUAUGGUCGGGUUCGUAAAGUAAGUUUAACUUUUGAUAGAACAGGAGUGUUAAGUGUGAGUGAUGAUGGAACAUUCUAUGUUUAUAAAAUAGAUUUCUAAAGUUUCUUAAUGUAAUUGAGUGGCACUGAAAUUACAGAAUUCUAAUACCCAGAAUUUACAAUGGGAAUUAAUAGUGGAACAUUUGCAGAAGAAAUUCCUUAUGAAGAAACUCAAGAUAUUUUAGAUGAUACUAUAUAUUCAAUACAAUAAGCAAAAUUAUUAGCUGAAGAAGAUAAUCGUAGAAAUGAGGCUAAUAAAAAGAAAGAGACUGUUAAAUCACGUAUUUUGUAAUUAAGAGAACAAUUUUCUUAAAUGAGACAGAAGAAUUAGACAGCAGAAGAUGCUGCUAAAUUGACUGAGGAUGAAUUAUGUGUGGAUCCUGAAUAUAAAUAGAUGUUGUUGGAUAGAGUAGCAGAAGAUGUAGAGGAAACCAGAUUAGAAUUAGAGUGGGAUAGAACUUUAGCAAAAAUGAAGGCUGAUAAAUUAAAAGCCUAUAUGAUUGAUGAACUUGAAAUAGACAAAUUUAUGGUUAAAGGAUUCAGAAAUUAAGCUUCUGUUUAGACAUUCAAAGUCAAAAAAUUAAGCAAUUUUCUUAUUGAAUAAUUGAAAGAAACCUAUCGUUUAAUAGAAGAGGAACGAAAGAAUUAAGAAAAUCAACCUUAAAUUGAGAAUAAAACUUAAGAGAAAAUUUAAGCAUAAUCUUAAGUUAAGAUUACUGCAGUUGAUAUGAAAGAAGAUUAGUAAAAAGCUACAAUUUAAUAAAUGGAUCCUGAUUAAAAAGUACCAUAAGCUAAAUUGGAGAGGGAAAGAUUACGUUAAGAAGAGGAAAGAAUUAAGAAGGAGUAAGAAUUGCUUGAGAAAUCAAAACCUAUUGAAUUGGCAAAACCAGAAAAUGCACCAGAUAUUUAAGAAGCCAUAAAAUAAUAUGGUGAUUAUAAAUUAAAGAGUUCUCCUAAUUAUGAAGUGCCUGAUAAUUAGAGAAUGAAUGUAAGUAAGAAAAGAAAACAUAUGUAUAUGUUAGAAGAAUUCAUUUAUAAUACUAAAUUGAAAUUCAAUUAAUAAUUAUUAAAUUUAAAAAAAAGAAAAGUGAAUUUGAUAGAUAAAAUUAAAAAAUAUAAUUAAUAAAUAAAGAAAAUUAAUGAAUAAUUAGGAAAGUAAGAACAAUUAUUUUAACCAGAAAUUGAUAAAGAAUUAGAAGAUCCCCAUAGUUUUAUGGAAAUUAGUGAUGAAUAAAUUAAUGAAUUUAUUAGUAAAUUGUAAUAAUAAUAAUAAAAGAAGGAUGAGUAAAAGAGAAUUGCUCCUGCUCAAAUUUCAAAACCAGCUGAAUAAAAUUAAAUUAAGACAAGAAAAGGAAUUAGAGUUUAAUAAUCAAGUUUAGAAGAAGAGAUGAAGACUAUUCAAGAUAUGGUAUUAAAUGCAGAAAAAUAAAGAAUGAUUGAAGAGAUGUAGGAAGAAAUCAUUCAAUUUGAUAAAGAUGUUGUUAAAUGUUAAAAUGAAAAGAAUGUUCUUGAAAGUGAUAUGUUAAUAGCUUAGAUGAAAUUAGUAACAUAUUAUUAAGAAUUAAUCAUUUUAGAAGAUAUGGAAGAUUUUGAUAAUAAAUUAAUAAAGGAAGUUUUAGAUUUUAAAAAGGAAAAAUAGAAUUUGGAAUAAUAAGUUGAAAAGAUUUUGGAAAAUCUUGCAACAUUAUAGAAAAAGGAAUAAUAAAAUGAUAAAGAUUUAAUAGAAUAAUUAAAGGCAUGGAAAGAAUUAGUACAUCCAGAUGAUGAAUAAAAGAGAAAUAAAAUUCAUGAUUAUUAUCGUAAGAAAUUCAAAAGAGAAAUGUUAAAGAGAUUGAAGAAAUAAUAAGAAAAGGAACAUUCAGAUUCUGAAGAGAAUGAAGAUGAUGAAGAAAAUGAAGAUGAUAAUGAUGAUGAUAUUGUAUCUGAUGAUGAUGAAGAAGAAAAACCUGAUAUCUCUCCUGUUGAAUAAGAUCCAAAAGUCAGAGAUGUUAUUGAGAAAAUAUGUGGAUUGGAAGAAUAAUAAGAUAAUUUCAAAUAGGAAAAAAUAUAAAAUGAAUAAUAAAAGUCUAAAUUAGCUAAUAAGAUUGCUUAGAAUGAUAUAUAUUUAAAAAGAGCUAAUGAUGAUUUGACAUAAUAUUAAAGGAAGAAAUUGUAAAGAGUUAAUCAAUUGGAUGUUAGUUUUGUAUUGAAAUUAUCAUAAGUUUAAAAUCUUAAUGAUCAAAAAUAAUUACCUGCUGAUCUUAAUAAAUCUAUAUUAUUUACUGAAUAUGAUUUUUUCAAACUUUGUAAAAGAGUUAUUGAAUUGAAACAUGAACAAGGAAAAAUUACAAAAUAAAAAGCAUAAAAAGAUAAAACUAAGAAAAUGUAAGAGAAAGAAAUUAAAUUAAAAGAUCUAAGAAUUGAAGAUUUGAAUAAAAAAUAUGAAGAAAAACAUAUGCUUAAAUUUGGAGAUAUUAUUGAUCUCAAAAUACUUGAUGCUUUAGAACCAACUAAAGCAGUUUUAGAUAUGAGAGCAUAAUUCAAUUUAGAAGAAAAAGAAGCUCAAAGAAAGGUUUCUAGAGCUAAGGAAGAAUUAUCUAAAGUUAAAUAAUAAUUAUUAGAAGUAAAGAGAGAAAAUACUAAGAUUUUUACAAAUAUAACAAAAUUAGGAAAAUAACAAAUGGAUUUAAGUAAAAAACUAACUUCUGGAAAUAAAUAAUUGUUUAAGGGUGAUAAUAAAGAGAAAAGAUCAGAUAUGGAUAGUGAUAGAUAGAGUUUAGAGGAUCUUGUUAAAUUUUUAGGUAAAGAGAUUGAAGACUUAAAAAAUGAGAUUGGAUUAUAUAAAAAGAAAGGUAUAUUAUUCAAAUAAAUAAUUAGGUGGACAUAUUUAUACAAGUAUUACAUAAACAAAUCAAAACUUUGUUUAAAGAUGA